Molecule: messenger RNA, 7795 nt
Organism: Perognathus longimembris pacificus (Pacific pocket mouse)
Lineage: Eukaryota; Metazoa; Chordata; Mammalia; Rodentia; Heteromyidae
Gene: Zdhhc21
Product: zinc finger DHHC-type palmitoyltransferase 21
Exons: 10
Coding region: 560-1357 (265 amino acids)
Biological process (GO): protein targeting to membrane; peptidyl-L-cysteine S-palmitoylation
Cellular component (GO): endoplasmic reticulum; Golgi apparatus
Molecular function (GO): protein-cysteine S-palmitoyltransferase activity
Source: RefSeq, a predicted model, not a curated record
CCCGCCGUCUCCUCUUGAGGCCUAAGUACCGUUCGGCUUGGGAGGAGGCCGGAAAAGAUUUUAGUUAUUUCUGGUGUUUGAUGAAGAGACCUGGGAGGAGAUGGUUUACACGGCUCAGGGUACACGAGGGGUUCUCUGAAAUAGAAGUAAAGCCUAUUUGUGUACGGCACGAAGGGGAGCGCUCUCGGAGGGCUGGCGCACCCCGAUAGUAGGUGUGCCGCGGGGAGCCCUGCGUUUUCCUCGCCGAGCUUUCCGAGGCGGACGGGGCAGCCCCAGCCCCGGGAAUCACCCGCGGAGCCCCGUAAGCGGCAAGUUCCGAUUCAGACCUCGUGCACUUCCUGCACGGUCGCGGAGGAUGCGGAGGCUGCUCGGCCGCGCUAGGAAGCCAGAUUCUCAUGGAGAACUGUUAUUGAAGAGAAGUCUGUUUGGUGGGAUGUAAUAAAAAAAAUGAAUCAAGAUAAAACUUCUCAAUGCAAGUUCCAGAAAAAUUACAACAUAUCUCAGUGAAUUUGCAAGUGGAUUGUCUUCCUUGUGGGUUCGCAAGCAGUAGGACUGCAAAAUGGGUCUCCGGAUUCACUUUGUUGUUGACCCACAUGGUUGGUGCUGCAUGGCUUUGAUUGUCUUUGUCUGGCUGUACAAUAUUGUUUUAAUUCCCAAAAUUGUUCUCUUUCCUCACUAUGAAGAAGGACACAUUCCAGGCAUAUUAAUAAUAAUAUUCUAUGGCAUUUCCAUAUUUUGUCUGGUUGCCUUGGUGAGGGCCUCAAUAACUGACCCAGGAAGACUCCCUGAAAACCCUAAGAUCCCACAUGGAGAAAGGGAGUUCUGGGAGUUAUGUAACAAGUGUAAUUUGAUGAGACCAAAGUGUUCCCAUCACUGCAGCCGCUGUGGCCACUGUGUGAGGAGAAUGGAUCAUCACUGUCCAUGGAUAAACAAUUGUGUUGGUGAAGAUAAUCAUUGGCUUUUUCUGCAGUUGUGUUUCUACACUGAACUUCUUACUUGCUACGCACUGAUGUUUUCUUUCUGCCACUAUUAUUACUUUCUUCCACUAAAAAAGCCUAAUUUGGACCUCUUCGUUGUUAGACAUGAAUUGGCCAUAAUGAGACUAGCUGCCUUUAUGGGCAUUACUAUGUUAGUUGGGAUAUCUGGACUCUUUUAUACUCAACUAAUUGGCAUCAUUACAGAUACAACAUCUAUUGAAAAGAUGUCAAACUGUUGCGAAGAAAUAUCGAGGCCCCGAAAGCCAUGGCAGCAGACCUUCUCAGAAGUUUUUGGCACUCGUUGGAAGAUCCUGUGGUUCAUUCCUUUCAGGCAGAGGCAACCACUGCGAGUUCCCUACCACUUUGCCAAUCAUGUCUAAACAGAUGGAUGGUGGGCACAGAUGGGUCCUCCAUGCUGGAAAUGCGUUACAGGUUUUAUGAUAAUAGAACUAUGACAGUCUUCAAGUCAAUUAAAAUCCACCCACCAAUCUUAGGCAUCAUAAUGUGCCCCAGGCAUUAUUUUAAUAGUGAUCUUGAUCCUGUUGUGGGACUAAUACAAGAUCUAUAUUUAAGUUUUAAAGCAUGUUUACUUUCAAAUUAGCUUCCACCAGGAUUUCUUUAAAUGCCUUUUUAUUAACCUUAAAAGGCAAGGAUUGGGAUGAAACAAUUGUACAUAAAUUUCUUUUAGUACUGACAGUGUUAUAGCUUUUAAUUUAUGGAAAAUGUCAUAUGUUUAUUAAAAAUUUUUUAAGCAGUACUAACCUAAAUCUGAAAACCAGUUCUUCAGAUUUUACAAAGUACCUUCUUAUGUAUAAAUUUACUUUUUCAAAUACAAGUUAAAUACUACUUCCUUUUAUAUGUGCCGAAAGAUUUUUUUAAAUACAGCCGAGAAGUGCUCAACAACAAAGGGCAGUGUUUUCUUAGGAGUCGCUUCCCAGUGUUUCGCCUUUUCUUUCCACCAAAACCAAAAUGUAAACACCCUUGAAGUAAACCACCAAUGCCCUAUCUUAUUGUAAGAAAAGAUUACUUUUUCUCACAUCAGUUUUUCAUUUCUCUUCCCUUUACUGCUGUAAUAUUUGUUCCCAGGAGAAAAUUUGUGAGCAGUGGGCAUGUAUUCAUAUUUUACCCUAGGAUUUAAUGAACAAAGAGGGUAGAAUAUUUGCAAUAAUUCUAGUUCAGUUAUAUUAGAAUGCAUAUGUUUUAAAAAUGCUAGCAUUACUAGAUGAUAUGUGAUAUACAGUAUAAAAAAGAAUAUUGUGCUUUUAAAAUGUAUAUACUUCUUACUUUUGUCUACUAGUAAAUCUAAAAUUAUGCACUGAAGGUUUAUACAUAAUAGGAACUGGUCAACUCAUAUUGAAGUUUUAUUUAUAGAAUGUUAGUAGAAAAGUAAGUCACUAAUGUUCAGGUUUUGAUAUCAAACUGAAGUUAAAUUUCUAUUCAGCUAUAAUUUGCAUUGUUAUAGAGACCUUUUAUUAGAAGCUAAUGUUAGGAAAUGACCUUAACCUAAGAAAAUAUUAUUAUCUGUAUCAUUAGCCUUACACAGAUUUAAAUUGCUGAUAGUGAUGGUCUCUUGGAAAGUAUAUAAAAAAUUUGUGUGAAAUGACAUUUAGCUUUGGAAAAAUAUCAGAUUUAAAUUUUUUUCAUUAGAAUACUGCAAGCCCAUAUAUGUUUUGAACAUUUUAUGUAGUCUCCCUCUUUGCUCUGAAAAGAAGAUUGAAUCUAUUGGUCGUGAACUAUAUUCAUAAUUUUAUUGUAUUUUUGAAAGUAAGGAAUCAUACCUGGAAAAACAAUGAAAUAGAAUGUUAUUGUUGUCAAUUAUAGUAGGCUAGUUUUUGCAGAAACUAUAAAUAUUCUACAAAAAUACUCUAAAAUAGUAGAAUAAGUUCAUAAAUAUUAAUAUCAUGCUUUCAGAUCUUAAUUAUGCUUUAUUAUUUAAAAACAGUAGUGUCAGAUGAAAGUAUUUAUUUGUGCUGAUGAGAUGCACAGUAUCUAAUAUAAGAAGUAUAUUUAUAAAGCUUAAUGAAACAAAAUCAAUAAGUUUCUUUUAGGCAACAGAGUUGAAUUUUGUGUAAACUAAUUGACCAAAUUUGACUAGUGACAGAACUGUUAAAAUUUAUUAAUAUAUAUAUAAUGUAGGUAGAUAUAAAUUGAUGGCCUUAUGUUAUAUAUUUCCUUUCACACAAGGACCUUGAGAAGAAUAGUAGGACCAAGUGAAGACCUCAAAAAGUGCUUUAUGGACAUAUUUAUAUUUCUGCAGAAAAAGUACUACAGUGAAAAUUGGGGAGGUCUCUUUCUCAUUGUGAGGAUUUGUCUUUGUGGGUUUAUUUGUUUAGAUUUUACUCUUGGAGGGCAGUCUCUUCUUUCUCUUUAUCCUCUCUGGUCCUGAUCUCUUUGUAAGGAGUAUCUUUUACAUUGUUGGACUAUAAACUAAUGCACUAGACAAGUCAAUGCUUAUUUUGUUUGCUCUGCAGAAAUGCUACAUAUCAACAUAGUUACAUAAGAAUCUAUGUUAAAGUAUAUAUAUAUAAAUAUAUGUUAUUUAUGCUGUAACUUUCAGUAUUCUCAAGUUAUUCUCUUAGUCCUAUGAUGGGAUUUGUAAGUGUUAGAUUAUUGGAGAGAAGCCACUUGACAUUUUCUUGGGUAUUAUAGUCUGGUGUUCUUUCUGCGCCCUCUUUUGGCUAAUUGAUGUAAUUAUACUGGCUCAAGGGGUUUCCUGUUUCAUGAGUGAAUUGUAAAGCCAAGGUCAGAGGUACACAGGAGUGUAUAUACAAAAGUGAAUUUGUUACUGUUUCCGAUGUUAUUUCUACUUCAACUGAAUGCAGUGAUUUUGCUUCAUUUAUGUAUAUUUUAGUGUCAUUUUUACUAUAAGUAACAACUUCAUACUAGUUUAGGAUAAACUAAGCUAUUUCAUGUAUUUUACUUUAAACCUUGUUUUGACAAAUUAUAUUUUAGUAGAAGGAAAAAUAUUCCUUUUUAAAUUACCAGCUUAUUACAAAAUAUAGAAAUUUAUUAUACAAUGGCAAACAAGUAUCUACUAUUUUAUUAAUUAUCUAAGAAAGUUUAUUUAGUUUUUUUCCCUGUGAAAAGUUGGGAACUUUUAAAACUGGAUCUAUUUCCAUAAAUCAACUAAUCUUUAAUUAGUAGUUCUACCUGUGCUCUUGGGGUUUUUUUUGUCCUUUUUUAACUUUUCCAGUAUCUUCAAUAGCCCAUUUACCAUCUUUUCAGAAAAACUCUGAAUAUAACUAUAAGGGUUUUAGCAUUUGGAGGUAGUUAUGAGCAGGUAGAUUACUGGUGUAGUCUGUGUACUAUUUGAAGUAUUUAUACAUUUUUCAUUAAAUAUUAGCAAAAAGUUGAUUAAAUGGUGUUUUUUACAUUAUCAAAGUCAUUUACUGGGCUUCUGGAAAUGAAAUGAUUUUACCAGGGUACAGUUAUCCUGACUGAAAAGUUAGUCAUUGUUUUCUGUAAACAAAAAAGUUCCUGAGCUCCAUGUAAGACUCAAGACCACAGGCUAAAGCAGACCGAGCUGAGACUCCAGCCAAUAGUAGGCAUUCAGUUAGAGAUCUCCUGGUACUUUGUAACCUAGACUUAGAAUUCAUAAACGUCAAGGUAGCUGAUAUUCCUUUACAAUAAAAAUACCAUUUUGGUUAAGAAUGUAACCUAAAAAUAUUUGCUUAACCUAAAAGACAGCCAUUUAAAUCAUAGUUGAGACACAUAAACCUUUUUCAGAAUUUUUUUAAAAAAACAUUUAACGGUAAAGAAGUAAGGACUUAAAGUCUGGUUCCGAGGUAGAGCACAUGUAGACACUGGUCUCAGUCCCCAGUAUGGGUAAAAAAAUGAAGUAGACACCAAAAGCCUACAUAAAAUUCAGUAUUAAAAACUGAGUUAAAACUUCCAUCAGAAUUUAAAUGAGUGCAUUUUUACUGAUGAAGAGGUUUUUUUUUUUUAAGAUAAUAGUAGCAGGUUCCCACUAUUGUCAUCAGAUUUUCAGCUCACUUCAAUCUGAGUAGGUACUUGAAAAUACAUUUUGCCCAAAGGGUAUAUUGAGUCUAAAUGCUGAUAUUUAAAAGCUCAAAUGAGGAUAACACUGCCGACCAGGAAGUACAAAUUAAUCCAUAUUACAGUCACACAAUUUUUUUGUGUGCUAGAUCAUGGGGCAGUUUGAAUAUUCUAUAAAGUAAAAUGUUCUGUAAAAUCACAACAUGUGUAGCUAUAGCUUAAUAUGACAUUGAUAUUUAUUAACUGAGAUAACUAGUUUCUCUUUGGGCUUUCUCUAUUCUCAGCACUUCUCUUGUGCUUCAUGUGUGAAUUGCUUACCUAGCUCAAGUUUACUAAACUAUAGUUACCCCAUUAAGUAAGUUUUAAUAUUACUUCUGAUAUGCAGAUAUAUCUAGAAUUACUAAUAAAAUUAAGUAGUUUACAAAUAGAUACAAAUAGUAGAUUUCACUAACUCUAUUAUUGCUUUUAAUAAAAGUGCUAACAAAUGUAGUUAGUAAGUCAUGUAUAUUUAGUGUGCCCUGCUUGCUUGUAUUAUUAAUCACAUAAUUAAUGAAUGGUAUAUUCUUCAGUGCCCACAUUUGUUGACUUUUAUUGUUGGAGUCAUCAUUCGGGUUUAUAUAUAAAUCAAAAAUUUUAGUGUGCCAUCUUUUUUCAUUUUUAAUUGAAUUCUAGAAUAUUUUAGAGUAGAACAUGAGAAAGUGUUACAGCCUACUUGCUUGAAGUAUUUUGUACAAGUAUUAUUAUUUACUGUAUCUAUAUUUAGCAUUUCUGCUACAGUUGGGGUAAUGAUGGUUAGCUUUAGGAAAAUGACUUUUCUCACACUUCUUUCCUAUCAUUUCACAGUUUAAAAAAUAACUACAUUAUUUGCAUUUUUUGGAUGUUGGAAUAUUACCCAGUAGUGCUAAAUUGAAAAAGAAAUAACAAUGAUAUUUGAACUUGAUAUUACAGGUAAUUUUUCCAUAUCAUAUCUUUUUAUUUUACCACAUCCUUUUUCUUUUGUCUGCUUGUAGAGAACAGGUACAGAUGAGUAAUGUGUAUCCAGAAAAUUGGAUUAGUAGAGUAGAAAAAGUUCAAAAGAUGAAGAGAAGGCUAUCUAGCAUGGAUAAUCAACAUCUCAGAACAGAGUUGACAUGAAACAGCUGCUGUGAGCUCAAGCAUCUCCUUCCUGUAGUCAUUGUAGCUUCAUCUCUUAUCACUACAUACAGUGUUGCUGUAAGUUAUUCCUACAAGUAAGCAUUUAGAGUUUUUUAAAUCUUAAGUCAAUAUUCUUUUUUCUCAGAAAUUUCAGAAAUUAUUUCAUUUUAAGUAAGUAACAGUGUAGUGCAUCUUUACAAUAUUAAAAAUGAUGUGAAAAAUGCAGCUAUUUGGUGCAGAGGAGAGAAAUGACAAGAUUACCCUAAGCUUGAUAAACCUGGAAGCUUUCUGGGGGUCUCUUUUCCCAAAGAGAUAAUACUGUUAAAAGGAAAUUUGCACCUGAGGAACCUUUUGUAUAUAAAGAUGUCUUACACUUUAACAUUUGGAAUGUUUUGGAAUACUUGAGGCCUCAAAGGUGUUCACUGUUGUCAUUUUGAAUUUCUUAGACAUAAAUUAAUGCUUUCCAGAGUUGAUGGACCCUUCUGGUUUCGAUAGUAAUAGCUUUAUAUGUAAACAAAUGUGUAGACAAAACAGCAACAACAAAAGAUGAUUCUUUCUUGUGGGUUUGCCUGCCUGUUAGACUUAAUACAGGGUUGAAUCGUUUGUAGGCUGUUCACUAAAGGGAAGAUGUCUGCAUAUAGCAAGUUCUGCAUUCUUGCCAGUGUGUGCAUAGGUGACAUUUUUUAUCCACUGGUGCCUGAAGUUAGUGAUUUACAACCUCAACAACUAAAAUAUCCUGGUGCUAUUCACUUUAGCAUAGAGUGACAUUUUUAAUUCCUGUACCAAAGAGUUCCAUUUUCUUCUCACAUCUUUUGUGUUUUCAAUAAGCAAAUGGUACUAAGGACAGUUUGAUGGUCAGAUCUUAACCUUUUGCAUUAGCUGCCUCAGUUUAAUUAGUUAUAAGUGUUGCUUAUUUGUACUGAAUUUAAAAUUCAGUGUAGGUAGGUUAGUUUGGUCUUUAAAUGUGUACCUUAAUAUAGCUUGGCUAUUUUCAAGGGUAAUUUAAUAGGCUGAAAUUACAAAAGAAUUGAAGCAAUUUCAUAAGAAUUUUUCAUUUAUAUUUCUGCUGCAAUGAAAAACAACUCAACUUUUAUUUCUGCAAAUGUAUUGUGUAUUAUUGGGCACUUUUAAGGACUACUAAAACACAAUGCUAAAGUGGAGUGUUGGUAAUGGGUCCUGUUUGAUUACUAAUCAAGAAUUCAUGAUCUCUUAAUGUGUGCAUAGCUUUAGUGGCUUUAAAGAAUGAUUUUUUAAAAUCUGUUUUGGUGAUAAAAGUAAAAUGAAAGAAACUUUCAUAUCUAUACUUCCCCAAUAGAAAAUACACAUGUACCAUGAUUUAAGCAAAACUGCUAAUUGAACAUUGAAGUUUACAAAAAAAGAAAAGAAUGCCUGGAUAUUAAGAUCACUGUACCUGAAAUUUUUGAAUAAGAUUAUUUUAAAAUCUAAUUUUGCUUAGUGAUUCAUUUUACAGCAGUGGAGGAAGUUACCUUUUAAAUGUAAUUGUCUAGUUGUGAUAUUGCUAUAUAGAUUAAUUUCUUCUUUCUAAAUUCUAAAAUAAACCAAAACUCAUUCAUUUAGUGUCCUUAAAAAUGGCUGAAAUUUUGAAAUGGUUUUUCAUUAUUGAUUAUUAAAAUCAAUCCCUUCUUGAAUGUAGAUAUAAUAUAUGGUUUUGCAGUGAAUUCUGAAUG